CCUUUGAUUUUCAGUCACCAGUCCACGGACCAUGCGCUCUAGCUUAAUUUGACCUGCAACUGUUUGAUGAUUUGCAUGACGGUGAUGAUGGUAUAUAAGGUCGUGGGAUCCCCCUGUUCUGGUCGUGAAAGGUAAUGGAUAUGGAUGGGAAGAUCGCGUACGCGAGGGUCGGCCGCCGGAGGUCGAGCUGGAGAGAGGGAGGCGUUCGCCUGCGCUCGCGCUGCCGCAGCAGCAGCUUCCUUAUGCCUCUGUUUCGGCGACUUCGAGUUAAGCUCUGCGCGCUGUGCCUCCGCCUCCGGAGGUGUCUCCGAGCGGCGAGGAGAGGCCUCCACUUCGCUGCCACUAGUUCAGGCCGGCGCACCGCCGGGGGUGCGGCCGUGUGCAGCAGGAGCGAACUGGUCGACGGCGGGUCCUGCCUCCGGUCCAACUCGUUCCAUGCCGAGGCGAUGAUCAAGGAGUGCUUGGAGUUCAUAAAGAGGUGUUCUUCCGCCGUCGCAGUGGAACAGACGGCGGCUGUGAUGGCUGUUUAAUCGAUCCCGGCCGUAACCAUCGAGCUAUAUCAUAUAUAUAUUCCUGCAUGUUCACUAAUUUUUUUUUGUUUUUUGUGCAUUUUCCUUGAUCGAUCGUAUCAAAGAAAGUGUUGUAUGUUGU
Zingiber officinale is the source of this 651-nucleotide messenger RNA. RefSeq lists its product as uncharacterized. The record is from RefSeq and is a predicted model, not a curated record. Bases 135 to 530 code for a protein of 131 amino acids. The transcript has a single exon. Lineage: Eukaryota; Viridiplantae; Streptophyta; Magnoliopsida; Zingiberales; Zingiberaceae.